AUGGUGGAUCGGGACAGCAUAAGAAGGCAGGGGUUGGCCCUCUGCCGGACGCAGCUGGAAUAUAAUCCGGCAACUGUAGAUCAUCGUAACAGCCUCCUCAGAAACAGCAAUAAAACUGAGCCUAUCGCUCCUUCCGUAAUGUGGUACCAGGACAGCUUCAUGCUGGACCCUACAGAGCGGCGCACCAUGGAGACUCGAGGUAACAAGCACACCCUCACCCUAAAGCACGUCCAAGCAGCCGACUUCGGCAACUACUCCUGCGUUGCGGAAAACUCCUUAGGAAAGUCGAAGAAGUAUAUGGAACUAUCAGGUAAGUGGGGAAAUAGCUUUUCGCUAUAA
This is a messenger RNA of Nezara viridula (southern green stink bug), 339 nucleotides long. The record is from the annotation of a GenBank genome assembly. NCBI's taxonomy places the organism in Eukaryota, Metazoa, Arthropoda, Insecta, Hemiptera, Pentatomidae.